GCGGUGCCGUGCGGGGUCCGGGGCCUUCCCUCCCGCGGCUGCGGACGGUGCGCUCAGGCACCCCCUUCCCCGAGGGGGAGGCCUGAUCGCUUUCCGCAGCCACCUGACAGGGGCCGUAGGCAGCGGGGGUCGGUCUCUUCUCCCGGAUAACGAGCGACAGGACGAGAGGAAACAGCCUCACGUUGCGCCGGGGGAGGUUUAGGUCGGUAGCGAAGAUGUCGGCGCCAACGAUGGAGGAGAGGAAGGCCUGCUGGGGGGCCCGGGACGAGUUCUGGCAGUGCUUGGAUAGGCACGCAGACGAUGCCAGCAAGUGUGAGAAGCUGCGGCUGUCCUUCGAGUCCCGGUGCCCGCAGCAGUGGGUUAAGUAUUUUGACAAAAGAAGAGACUUUUUAAAAUAUAAAAGAAAGCUUGAAACAGAAGGGUAUCAUCCUCCAGAAGCUGCUGGAAAGUCAUAGGUACUCUGCUUUCAGAAUACAUCUCACAAGAGUAACUACAGAAGGAAAAAGCAUGAGAAAGCAACAGAAGCUGCUUGGGCUCAAGAACUGAGAUCCUGACUGUCUCCCUGAAAUGCAGGCUGCUGCUGUUCUUGUUGCAAGGUCUCAUGUCUGCUGAAAAAAAAAAGAUGGUCAUGGACACCUUUUUCAAGAGUAUAAGUCAAAGAAAUACAGUGCAGGGCUGUUCACAAAUCUAAGGUUUUGAAUGUAUCAUUAGCCAAACUGUUUCACAGGAAUAAAUGAUUAAAGUGCAAUGUA
Molecule: messenger RNA, 752 nt
Organism: Falco peregrinus (peregrine falcon)
Lineage: Eukaryota; Metazoa; Chordata; Aves; Falconiformes; Falconidae
Product: cytochrome c oxidase assembly factor 6 homolog
Exons: 3
Coding region: 216-455 (79 amino acids)
Biological process (GO): respiratory chain complex IV assembly
Cellular component (GO): respiratory chain complex IV; mitochondrion
Source: RefSeq, a predicted model, not a curated record